This is a messenger RNA of Prorocentrum cordatum, 317 nucleotides long. NCBI's taxonomy places the organism in Eukaryota, Dinophyceae, Prorocentrales, Prorocentraceae. The record is from the annotation of a GenBank genome assembly.
UCUGCUACAGCGUCGGGAUCAGCGCGUGCGAGAAAGGCGGGCAGUGGGAACAGGCGCUGUCGUUGCUCAGCGCGAUGCGGGAGGUGAAUUUGGAGCCCGACGUCAUCAGCUACAGCAGUGGUAUGAGUGCGUGCGGAAAAGUCGGACAAUGGAAACAGGCGUUGUCUUUGUUCAGCGAGAUGUUCGAGACGAAAGUUGAACCUAAUGUCUUCAGCUACAGCGCUGGGAUCACCGCGUGUGAGAAAGGCGGGCAGUGGAGGCGGGCGCUGUCGCUGCUCAGCGAAAUGUUGGGAGCAAAAGUGGAGCCAAACAUCUGA